Molecule: messenger RNA, 1839 nt
Organism: Striga hermonthica
Lineage: Eukaryota; Viridiplantae; Streptophyta; Magnoliopsida; Lamiales; Orobanchaceae
Source: the annotation of a GenBank genome assembly
AUGCCUCCGAAGCGGAAUAACAACGUCGAUGAGCAUCGGGAUGCCGCGAUCGAAGCCCUCUUUCGUCGUUGUGAAGCAUCCGAACGACUCAUGGAGACGUUAACCGCGAGGGUCGAGGAGUUGACGGUGGCCGUCAAUACCGGCAGAAACGGCAACCACAUGAACCGGGACCGAGGCGGACGGCCCGGGGGACAACACGAGGGUCGGGGCCGUGGGGGACGAGCAGGACCUCGCGGACGAUCGCCAAUUUCUUGGGACGGUGAUGGUGAGGAGGAGGACGACACCGUCUCCGAUUUGAACCCCUUUGGACAUCCAGACCUGGGCGACGAAGUUCCGGCUGCAGACGCGCGUUGGAAGUCCUCGUUCAGGGUUGAUAUUCCCGAAUUCACAGGCGGCCUAGAAGCGUCCAACGGCGUCGUUUGGACCGACGGAGAACCUGAAGAACCUCUUUCAUGGCCGCCACGGGCCCACUUCCAGCCCGAGCCCGACGACAUCAACGCCUCUCUCUCCUCCUUCAGGUCCAUGCUCGAGUCCGACUGCUUCGUCAACAACGCCCCGCCCAACCCACCCUACCACCACCCUGACUACACCAACCUCAUGUUCAAUCCCCUCGACUCCUCCUCUCUCGACCCCUCCCACCAUAUUCCCACCUUCCUGCCUCAUAAAUCCAUGCUGCCCUCCUUCUUCGCCAACAAUUUCGACAUUGGCUUCGAUUUGAGCUGCUGCGACCAGCCUUUCUUCCCCGCCCCAGACGCCGCCCCCUCUCCGAUUCUGAAUGGCCUCAACCCCCAAUUCCACCACGGCUCCGACUUCCCCUCCACCUCCCGGCUACUCCCUUACUCCGACGACGCCACCGCCGUUGGAGGACCAGCUUCUGACGCCUACGGUUUCGAGGGUUUCGACGGGUUUUCUAACAGGUUCAAACUUCUGAGGCCGCUUGAGGUUUUGCCGCCCGGCGGAGCACAGCCUACUCUGUUUCAGAAGAGAGCCGCCCUGCGGCAGGGGUCCGGCGGGUUGCACAAUCUGGGGCCUAUCAGCUCGAAAAGCGAGGAGGGUUUGACGAGCUUGGAUGACACAGGUGGGAUAGAGUUUGGGGAAAGGAAGAGGAAGAGGAGUUAUGAGGAUGAAGUGGAGGAUUAUAUGGGAGUUGAUCUCUCAGCUGUGAAUUAUGAUUCGGACGAGCCAACUGAGAAAUUAGGGAAUGCUAAUUCCAAUGCCAACAGCAGCGUCACCGUUGGGGAUCACAAGGGGAAGAAGAAAGGGUUGCCGGCCAAGAAUUUAAUGGCGGAGAGGCGUAGAAGGAAGAAGCUUAAUGACAGGCUUUAUAUGCUUAGAUCUGUAGUGCCAAAAAUCAGCAAGAUGGAUAGAGCCUCAAUACUAGGGGAUGCCAUUGAUUAUUUGAAAGAGCUUCUGCAACGCAUAAACAAUCUACAUAAUGAGCUUGAAGCCACCCCAUCGGGAUCUGUAAUGCAUCCAACGUCAAACUUGCAUUCAUUGACACCAACACCACCUACUCUUCCAUUUCGUGUUAAGGAAGAACUCUGUGCAAGCUCGACCGCCAGUCCCAAAAAUCAGCCUGCAAGGGUGGAGGUAAGGUUGAGAGAAGGGAGGGCUGUAAAUAUACACAUGUUCUGUGCGCGUAGACCAGGUCUCUUGCUUUCCGCAAUGAGGGCUUUGGACAACCUUGGACUCGAUGUUCAGCAAGCUGUCAUCAGCUGUUUCAAUGGCUUUGCUUUGGAUGUGUUCCGUGCUGAGCAAUGCAGAGAAGGCGAGGAUAUUGUGCCGGAGCAAAUCAAAGCAUUGCUGCUGGAAUCUGCCGGAUUUCAUGGAGUCCUUUAG